Rangifer tarandus platyrhynchus (Svalbard reindeer) is the source of this 348-nucleotide messenger RNA. NCBI's taxonomy places the organism in Eukaryota, Metazoa, Chordata, Mammalia, Artiodactyla, Cervidae. The record is from the annotation of a GenBank genome assembly.
AUGAGGACACAGAGCCCAAAAGGAGGGCGGCCGGCCAAGACCACACACAGCCAGAGAGGCCGCAGCCCUCCCCCUCCCCCCACAGGGAUUUCAGGACAACUGAAGGUCUCCAUGGCCAGGGACCUCAAGCCCCUGCAUCCCCAGGCCCGGGGAAUGAGUUCAGAGCCCGGGCGCGACCCAGCUCCGCCUGACCACAGGCACCUUCCACCGGCCAGGGAAACCUUGCUCAGAUCCUCUCAAUCCUCGCUGCCCCAGCCCAGACUGAGUGGCCUGGACUUUGAGCAGGCAGCGAGGUUACUUGUGCCAGGAGUUUCUCCCGGGUUUCUGCUGGAGUCCAACAACAUCUGA